AUGAUCCCUGCAAUAGAGGGGGGAACGGCGUCUGGUUGGUUGCCUGUGCGAUAUAUUGCGGCAGGGGUUGCAUCUCGUCAGGCCCAAGUUGCUUUGCGUAUUACACUGGAUCUGUGUUUUGCCCAACAUAUGUCUCGAGUUAGGGUUACUGGAACUCGGGAGAAUGAAGCCUCGCGGCGUGACCGCGCCAAGAUUCAACCCAUUUUCACUCCAUCUGUCGUUGAACCAAUCUCUGCCUAUUGUUUGGAUUCCUUCGUGGCUGGCCGUUGUCGCCUCACUCUACCAAAUUGGUGA
This is a messenger RNA of Penicillium bovifimosum, 294 nucleotides long. RefSeq lists its product as uncharacterized. The transcript is spliced from 2 exons. The record is from RefSeq and is a predicted model, not a curated record. NCBI's taxonomy places the organism in Eukaryota, Fungi, Ascomycota, Eurotiomycetes, Eurotiales, Aspergillaceae. The coding region runs from base 1 to 294 and encodes 97 amino acids.